This is a messenger RNA of Aplosporella prunicola CBS 121167, 906 nucleotides long. RefSeq lists its product as uncharacterized. Lineage: Eukaryota; Fungi; Ascomycota; Dothideomycetes; Botryosphaeriales; Aplosporellaceae. Gene Ontology annotation, molecular function: nucleotidase activity. The record is from RefSeq and is a predicted model, not a curated record. The transcript has 2 exons. The coding region runs from base 1 to 906 and encodes 301 amino acids.
AUGCGCGCCGCUGGUCUUGCUUGCACACUGCUUCCUGUGGCAGCUGUGAAUGCCGCGAAGCUCCUGCAGUCCAACGACGAUGGCUGGGCGGAGAUAAACCUGCGGACGUUCCACAACGUCUUGCGCACAGCAGGGCACAACGUGGUGCUAUCCGGACCUGCAGAGAACGAGUCCGCGCGAGGUUCCCUCGACAAAGACCCCACUACGCUCAGCUCGCCCUGCGAGUACGACAGCUGCCCCGAAGGCAGCCCCGCCACCGGCUCCAACGCCACGGACCCGCGCCUCAACUACGUGAACUCGUACCCCGUGACCUCCGUGCGGUACGGGCUGAACACAUCUGCGGCGAAUUUUUUCGACGGCACAGCGCCAGAUCUCGUCCUCACGGGCCCCAACGUCGGCACGAACCUCGACAUCCAACUCCCCUUCUCCGGCACCGUUGGCGGCGCCUCCUACGCCGCGCACACGGCCAAGGUGCCCGCCAUCGCGUUCUCGGGCAAGACGGGCGACCCGACCGCUUGGAACGAGGAGACGCCCCUGUACAGCACUGUCUAUGCCGACCUCGCCCAGAUCGUCACCGAGCAUGUCCUCGCGGGCGGCGCGCCAUACCUCCCGGACGACGUGUUCCUAAACGUCAAUUUCCCGGCCGUGAGCGAGGACAGCUGCAACGAGGCGUCGCAGUUCAAGUUCGUGCUCACGCGGGUGAAUCUCCAUACGCCUGGCCUGUCGGACGACGAUGUCCAGACUUGUGAUCGGGAGACGCUGCCGAGGGAGCGGGAGGUCAUUGAUACUGAUGGCUGCUAUGUCAGUAUUAGUGUUGGGGAUGCCGCAGAUAAGACGACGGCGACGGCCGAUAAGCAGCAGGUCGUGCUGGACAAGCUGGGGGAUUUGCUGACUUGCUUGCCUUGA